UUGCCAGAUGAAAUUGAUAAGGCUAUUGCAAACAUUACACGGGAUAUGAAGAAAAAGCUACCGACAGAAAAUGGUACAAAGGCUGAUAUGAACACGUACUCAGGUACUCGGGUUAUGUUUCAAAAGUGGGAGACUGUAAAGGACCCUAAAACUUUCAUACUUUCACGUCCUAAUAAUGCCAAUACCAAUGCCAACAGUUGUUCUUGUAAAGUAAAAAUAUUGGAUAAUGUAGUAGUCAGCUCAACAAUAAAUAAAAGCAAAGAAGAAGAACGAGUUUCAUUCGAAGAGCUGCUAUUAAAAACUAUUUCACGUAACGACAUACCUAAAACUUCAAAGAAACGGAUAAGUCAAGGAAGUGAAAUACUAACUUACAAAGAUGCACUUCAUCAUCUGAAAAAUGAGAAAGAAAAAAAGGAAAAAGCAGAAGAAACUAAACGGCUAAAAAGACUGAAAAGAGCAAGUUAUAACGAGAACAAAAAACUACUGAUAAAUAAGCCCAAAGCAAAGAAAAAUAAAAGGAAAAAGACCUUAGACUCAGACAGUGAGAGUGAUUGUUCAUAUACUUCAAUGAAUUCUUCAGAAGAUGAAGAACCUGAAGUUUUUUUUUCAAAAUAUUUUGGAAGAAAGCAUUGA
Molecule: messenger RNA, 633 nt
Organism: Parnassius apollo (apollo)
Lineage: Eukaryota; Metazoa; Arthropoda; Insecta; Lepidoptera; Papilionidae
Source: the annotation of a GenBank genome assembly